This is a messenger RNA of Impatiens glandulifera, 968 nucleotides long. RefSeq names its product E3 ubiquitin-protein ligase MPSR1-like. Gene Ontology annotation, cellular component: cytoplasm. The transcript has a single exon. The coding region runs from base 1 to 771 and encodes 256 amino acids. Gene Ontology annotation, molecular function: ubiquitin protein ligase activity. Gene Ontology annotation, biological process: protein ubiquitination. Lineage: Eukaryota; Viridiplantae; Streptophyta; Magnoliopsida; Ericales; Balsaminaceae. The record is from RefSeq and is a predicted model, not a curated record.
AUGGAGUCUGAAGCAGAAUCCCCAGAGCUCUCUUUUCUUGAAAGACUCAUCACUUCCAGGAACAGAGACCUUUCUAUCUUCCUUCCAAUUCUUCUUGGCCUCACCAAUUCAUCCAACUUCAACCAAGAACAAGAUGAAGAUGAAGAAGAAGUAGAAGUAGAUGCUUCCCAAUCAGAUCCAGACCCUUCCGAAUCCGCUUCUUCCGCCAGACCUCGUGGCCGGAUCAUCCUCAUCAACCCCAUGACCCAAGGUAUGGUUGUAAUCGAAGGCACCUUUUCAAGAAUCGAUUCAUUGUUCCGCGAUUUACUUGUAAACAAGCAAGGCCAACCGCCGGCGUCUAAAUCGUCUAUAGAUGCGAUGCUUAGCGUAGAGAUCUGCGAGGAGGAUAGAGAGAAUGGGUGUAUGAUCUGUUUGGACGAUUGGGAAGUAGGCAUGAAGGUUAAAGAGAUGCCUUGUAAGCAUAAAUUUCAUGGGGAGUGUAUAGAGAAGUGGUUGGGAAUACAUGGAUCUUGCCCUGUUUGCAGGUACAAGAUGCCUGUUGAAAAUGAUGAUGAUGGGGAGAAGAAACUAGUAGACGAAGAAGUGGAUGAAGAUGAAGGCGAUGAUGAACAAGAGAGUGGGAGACGGAGGAGCAGGAGGAGGAGAGAGAUCUGGGUUAAUUUUUCUUUCAAUAGGGAUAGAAGAAAUGAUGAUUCAAAUUCAGAUUCAAGCUUAGACCGGACUGAUUCCAGUGCUUCUUCUGCUGCUUCCGUUGAUGAAAUGGAUGAAUAAAAAGUUGUAAACUUUAUCACCUCUCUCUCUCUCUCUCUCUCUCUCUGUUUCUCUCUCAAAUCUCUCUCUCAAAUCUCUCUCUGAGAAUAAGCAAAGCACCCCCAAUGUACAUAACCAUUGUAAAGCUGUUUUUCAAUCUUAAUAGUUGUUCUGUCUUUUGUGUUUUUUGUGUGAAUAAACUAUGUCGUUUUGGUCAA